Branchiostoma belcheri (Belcher's lancelet) is the source of this 2973-nucleotide messenger RNA. Its product is annotated as adhesion G protein-coupled receptor L2-like. The transcript is spliced from 21 exons. Gene Ontology annotation, molecular function: G protein-coupled receptor activity. The coding region runs from base 1 to 2397 and encodes 798 amino acids. Lineage: Eukaryota; Metazoa; Chordata; Leptocardii; Amphioxiformes; Branchiostomatidae. Gene Ontology annotation, biological process: adenylate cyclase-activating G protein-coupled receptor signaling pathway; cell surface receptor signaling pathway. Gene Ontology annotation, cellular component: membrane. The record is from RefSeq and is a predicted model, not a curated record.
AUGGGACGAGGUCCAGGACAGGCAACUGUCGGCACCAACGUACCGAGAGCGGGAAGCGGUUCCAACCAGUCGUCUGCAUCUUCCUCGGGCGGCGGGUCCCAGUCCUCGGGCGGCGGCGGAUCAUCGUCGUCAUCCUCGUCAAGCGGCGGGUCGUCCAACGGCUCGUCUUCGGCGGCAGGCGGGGGUCCUCCCGUCACCGGGUCCUGGUCGACACCCGGCCGCGAAUCCUCGCCGCCAACCGGACCGUUUGGGCCCACGCCAGCUAACGGUAGUCCCGUACCGCUAGCUGGUCUGCCUCUGCCCGUACAGUUUGGGCAGGGAAACUCCCGUGCUAGUCCUUGCCCGGAGCAGGAGUCACGGUUCGGGUUCCCCUGGCCAGAGACUCCGCCUGGAGACGCAAUCUACGUGGACUGUCUGAAUGGAUAUGAAGGGCAGAUCGGCAGGUACUGUCGGCCCUCCGGACGGUGGUCUAGAGUGGCGGACAACUGCGUGUCGGAGGACCUGAAGCAAGUCGACAACGACUUAGCGGACGGCCCGAGGGGUAUCGGCCCGGCUAUAGAAGUCGCGAGCCGCUUGAGGCGCAGUCUGGACCCGGACAGGAUUCUGUACGACGGGGAGGUGCAGGUGGCGCGGAAGGCCGUGCGGAAACUGUGCGACUGGGACCCGCUGGGGUUCAAAGACACGGGCGUGGAGGACGCCGCCGACUUCGUCUGGUUAUACAUAGGAGCGGUCGGACGACUUCUGCACAAGAACACCAAGGACCUGUGGGACAACAUCCGCAAUGCUGACCAGGUGAAUGAGACGCUGACACCUCUGGUCUCAGAAGAUGAAGAUGACGCAGAGGACGACACGGCAUUCGAUCCGGUCAUCAGUCUCGUCCUCAAGACGGAGGAAUUUGGCGGGAAAGUGGCCAAGUUUCUCAACUCCUCAAUAAUGGACCUCCUCAAGACGAAUGAAACAAGCAUCGAUUUCGAGGCUAAAAAGGUGGACAUUUCCAACUUUUCCGGACUGUACUACCCUCCCUCGGCGGGGGGAGCGGACUUCACGGGGUGUGCCGACACGACUGCGAACGGCAGCUCGGCGAUUUUCUACCUGCCGAGUUCGGCACUGGAGAAGGGUAACGACCAAAGUGCGGAAGUCGUCAACAUCUUGUUUCGAGAUGUUCCCUUUCUCUUGGAAGGUGAAAACCAGACAAGUGUUUUCAGCAAUGGGACGGUAGGGAGUGUGGUGAUAUCCUCAUCGGUGUAUCCGCCAAUCAAAAAGCGCUUCACUGAAGCAAUCAAGAUUAAGUUUCUACACGAGGAGAUACCUGCGGACAUGUACAGUCGGCGAUGUGUGUUUGUCAAUGAUGAUGGGGACGUAACUGAAGAGAAUCAGUGGAGUGCCGAGGGAUGUGAAGUGGAAGAGUCCACCGACACCUGCACCAUCUGUAGUUGUAACCACCUGACCAACUUCGCCAUUCUCAUGCAACCUGUGGACCUAGAAUUAACAGACGACCAGCAGGGGGCGCUGUGGUACAUCACCCUGGUGGGAUCUUCCGUCUCACUGUUGUCACUGGCGACGACAAUCUUCCUGCUGCUUUUCUUCGGUUGCUGGAAGACAGAGCGGUCGUUCCUCCUGAUGAAUCUGGUCCUGGCCCUCAUGGCGGCACAGGUCACCUUCCUAGCGGGUAUCAACGCAACGAACAACCAGACGACAUGCCGAGCCGUUGCCAUCCUGAUCCACUACUUCUUCCUGGCCUCUUUCUUCUGGAUGAUGGCCCACGGGAUCCAGCUCUUCUUCAAGGUGAAGAGCGUGUUCUCCGCCACACGUGACCGCCGAGUGGAGUUUUUCCUGUUCGGCUGGAUCAACCCCGGCGCCAUUGUGAUCGUGACGUCAGGGGUCAAACCGGACGGGUACGAGAUCGAGAAGUAUUGCUGGUUGUCGACAGACGAUGGGAUGGUUUAUGCCUUCAUAGGACCAGUGCUGUUUAUCGUGGUGGUCAACUUCUUCAUCUUGUUCUUUGUCAUCAAGACCUUCAUGUCCAUCAAGGCGAACUGCAAGAAGUCGGACAUCCAGAAGACCAAGGCCGGGAUCCGUGCCUGUGCCGUGCUGAUGCCGCUGUUAGGAGUGACGUGGUUGGUGGGUGUGAUCGCGGUGGACCAGACCACGGUGCCGUUCCAGUACAUCUUUGCCGCCGUAAACUCCGCCCAGGGACUGUUCAUCUUCAUCUUCCAUGGAAUACAAAACGAAGACGUGAAAGAGUCGUUCCGGCGGUACCGGAGUCGUGCCAAAGUGUCCUCCCUGCGGACCGACUCCAGCCACUCAGCACUCAACGCCAAGCUGAUCGGUAAAAACAACCUGACCAACCUGACCACCAUGCCGUCACCGAAGAGUCAACAUGUCACCAUCAAAUAACCAACGAACGACGUCCAGGAAAAGAGCAGUGUACAGCAUUGCGGCUGUUGGCCAUUCUGGAAUGGAACCAGUCGUCGAUCAAGGAAAAGUGGACGAAGAAAAAUGCAGAGGAAGUCUCUUUCAAAAACGAUCAACUUGCUAACAUACGGGUGGGCAUUAUGACGAGUUUACAUACAUACAGAAUCAAAACGAGUUCUGUUUUGAAUCUAAGUAAAGAUGAUAGAUAUAUUGGUUUAUUGUUUAUUUGCACGUUCGUUUGGUUGAGUGGUUAUCUAUCGAACGUUACUUGUAAAUAAAACCAAGGGGUACUUAAUAUUACCACAAUGUAUUUCAUGUGAGUUAAAAAUACGACAGGUACGUUGACCCUUUUACUUUUGAUAUGGAUGAAGCGCAGCGCUAUGUUCUAAAACUGCUUAACGUAUGCAAGGGGUCAUGUACUGCUACAUCUGUUUACUCUCAAGUAUUAAUGUACACCCUUCAUUUAGUUAUCAUUCUUGCUGUCGUUUAACCCGUCAUUUGAAGUGCAAUGCACAUCAAAUGUGUGUACGCUUAAAGUUGCAUUAUGUAACCUUAGGA